UUCAUUGAGUCCCUGUCAGAUUUAUGAGAGAUGACAUCAUUCCCAUGUUGUGCAGGUCAGGUUUCCAUUGUCACACAGUCCUAGGAGGAUUAUCAUCAGUGACACGAGAGGCGGAACCUGCAGCGGCAGCUCCCGUGGAACGAGUUCAGUGACGGACACUGUGUGCCCUGCACAUCCUGUCCCCCAUGCGGUGAGGUGAGAUGCUGCCUCUCAGUGGGAUCCCCCUGCUCAGACACGCCGCGGCUCUCUGCCAAAGACUUACAGGAAGCCAUAUACUUCUCUGCUGUGACCCUAGGUACCUGAGACAGGACAGCCAGAGACACUACAAGUCCCAGCCUACACAUGGAAUCGGCAGAUAUAGGCAUCUGCUACCACCGGAGACUGAGCUGAAGAAGAAAAGCAAGUUCCAAAAAAAAGAGAUCAAACCUGGCACAGACUACGAGUAUGGUGCCCUGAACUUCUGCGUCUCCGGACACAACAUGCUCUAUGUCGAGCAUUUUGCUCAGUAUAUCCAUAAUUUCUUUAACCAUAUGUCCGUUAAAGUGGAGGAGAGCUACGCAAAGCCGACCAGGACUAAAGAGGUGAUGCUUCUGCAAGAUGUGGGGAACAAAAUGUUUUUGGACUCUGUACUGAGCACCCACGAGAGAGUUGUACAGGUCAGUGGGCUCAGUGCUACUUUGGCUCCUAUUAUCCUAGAAGUUCUGAUGAUGAACCAACCUGAGGGCGUCCAACUGCUGGUGAAAGAGCACACAGAGGCAGAUUACCUGGAGAGGUUCAAGUCGCGUCCAGAUCUGGAGAACCUGAGGGCGUCCAUGAACUGAGCUACCCGGGCAUCCACCAACGUGUAGAGACCAAAGGGUCCCUGAGAUGGAGAAGCAGGGACCAUGGCUUGUCAGAUACUCAGUGUCAGCAGAGCGCCAUCUAAUGUCUGUACAGAAGAUGCAGACGCUUCCUAGGAAAAUGUACAUGUAAUAUUUAUAAUAAAAACCUUUGCUGGACACA
Pseudophryne corroboree (corroboree frog) is the source of this 1002-nucleotide messenger RNA. It is a transcript of the gene MRPL48, whose product is annotated as mitochondrial ribosomal protein L48. The transcript is spliced from 8 exons. The record is from RefSeq and is a predicted model, not a curated record. The coding region runs from base 201 to 821 and encodes 206 amino acids. Gene Ontology annotation, cellular component: mitochondrial ribosome. NCBI's taxonomy places the organism in Eukaryota, Metazoa, Chordata, Amphibia, Anura, Myobatrachidae.